Trichoderma reesei QM6a is the source of this 540-nucleotide messenger RNA. RefSeq lists its product as uncharacterized. Lineage: Eukaryota; Fungi; Ascomycota; Sordariomycetes; Hypocreales; Hypocreaceae. The transcript is spliced from 2 exons. The record is from RefSeq and is a predicted model, not a curated record. Bases 1 to 540 code for a protein of 179 amino acids.
AUGCCUGUCAAGUACAUCUUCACCGAAUCCGCCCCCUCCCAGACAAACUACUUCCGCUCCGGCCGCGGCGGCGCAGGCAACACCUUUCGCACCUCUGCCCUCCUCCCCUCGACAGCAACCUCAACGGCCACAACAACCACAACAACUUCAUCCUCCUCGGCGCAGCAGCCCCGACACCUGCCCAACCAGCGCUUCUUCUCCGGCAUCGGCGGCGCCGGCAACGUCCACCAGGCCGACGAGCUGCAGUCCGCCCUCCUCAACUCGCUGGAGACGAGCCCGCCGCUCGGCAACCCGGAGCGCGGCCACGUCGGCCGCGGCGGCGCGGGCAACGUCUAUGGCGGCGGCCGUCGCAAGACGAGCGAUGCCGGGAGCAGCGUCUCGAGCGCCGGUAGUGUCGCCAGCUCGGUGAGCGAAAAGGCGAGGGCGUGGGCGUCGCGGGUCGGCGGGAGAGGAAGGAGUAAGGAGGUUGUUAUGGAUUACGACAAUCACGAUUAUAUACCCCCCAGCCUUGUUCAUGGGCUUUUCAUUCUGGGAUUCUAA